Molecule: messenger RNA, 745 nt
Organism: Vicia villosa (hairy vetch)
Lineage: Eukaryota; Viridiplantae; Streptophyta; Magnoliopsida; Fabales; Fabaceae
Product: protein C2-DOMAIN ABA-RELATED 4-like
Exons: 3
Coding region: 108-605 (165 amino acids)
Source: RefSeq, a predicted model, not a curated record
AGGUACUAUACUUUACUCAAGGGCCCCACUCCUCUGCUCUGCCAUUACUUUUCCUCUCUUCAAAACUCUACUCUGCUGAACUUUCUCACAUUAUCACAAAAACAUCCAUGGAGAAUUUGCUGGGAUUGCUCAAAAUUCAUGUUCAAAGAGGAGUUAAUCUUGCUGUCAGAGAUGUUAAAAGCAGUGAUCCUUAUGUUGUCAUCAAAAUGGGAAAACAGAAGCUGAAGACUAGGGUAGUGAAAAAGAAUGUAAAUCCAGAGUGGAAUGAAGACUUGACUUUAUCAAUUUCAGAUCCUAAAAUUCCAAUCCAUCUGCAUGUGUACGAUAAGGACACAUUCAGCUUGGAUGACAAAAUGGGGGACGCGGAGUUUGACAUAGGUCCAUUUAUUGAAGCCAUAAAGAUGCGGUUGGAAGGUCUUCCGAACGAGACUAUAGUUACAAAGGUGGUGCCUAGCAGACAAAAUUGUUUAGCAGAAGAGAGUCGCGUUGUUUGGAAAGAUGGCAAGGUUUUCCAAAACAUGGUUCUUAGACUAAGAAAUGUUGAAUGUGGGGAAGUUGAGCUUCAGUUGCACUGGGUUGAUAUUCCAGGUUCAAGGGGAAUAUAGGUUGAUAAAUAACUAUAGAUAUGAGAGUUGUAGCACUAUAAAACAAUAACAGCUUAUUGCUUUAAUUUGUCUUCUGUUUUGAUCUUUGUUCAACAUGUUGAACAUUGAAAUAUAUGUAUUUUCUGCUGGUUUGGUUUGUC